ACGUGCAGACGCAUCUAGUUAAAAGUCCCUUUUCCAACUAGUAAUCUAGAUGGCAACUAGUCGUGUAUCGCCCGAUUACAGACGAAAUGUAUCUAGAUUUUUCCCAUAGGUGAUAUUUGCUUGGGUAUUCGAAAUGCGACUUAAAUGAGACAUUUUCAGUAUCUUCCCCCCUCCGACUUCAACAUCCUAAAAUAGGUCGCUGUUUUUUUACAGUGUUGAGUUGCAUGAUAAAUCAGCCUGAUUAAAACAUCAUCUUUUUGUCUCGAUAGUCUUUUCUUGCUGAAUAGUAUGCACGAGACCGGUCUGAUUUGUGAACAUGUGCAAUUACAUAAUGUCGAGAUGUUCAAAUAUUCAGAUAUUCAGAUGUUACGAUCUUCAGUUCUUCAGAUAUCUAGAUGCACAGAUCUUUAAGUAUCUUCCUGUUUUCGUUCACGCUGACUACUAUCAGGCAGGGCCUCACUCGCAUCUUUCGUGCUUUUCUACUUUGUCAGAAAAAUACACAUUUUGAAUAAAUGCUAAAAAACCAAGUAUUCGCCUUUUCUUUCGCCAUGAUUGUAUGUCGAUUUGUUUUCUUCAGUUUUGGAGAUCGGUCUGAGUAUCUAAUAAUCUUUCCCAAAAAAAUCAUCAGUUUUUUUUCAAAAAUCAUAAUUUGUGAAAAUCGAAGCCUACUGGUAUGCAUCGAAAGUACUUGUACUUCGAAAUGUUAUAAAGGGUAAAGAGGUUAUUAUUAUUUAUUUUUGACUCUUUUCUAAGCGUCUCCAGGAGUCAUCUAUGGCAAGAAUUUUAAAUUUCGAUUAGAUUAGAACGUUUUUCAUUAGAAUAUCUCCGAUGAAAUUAUCUAUUGGAGUACGUAGUUUUCAGAUCUACUACCGGUCGUCAGGAUAAAGAAAAAUGGCCUAAGCUUUUCUCCACAGGAGGAAACAUGUUAUAUUCACUAUAAAUUCUCGUUUGUGUUUAACAAAACUCACAGUAUAUGAAUUGUCUAGCUUAGAAUCUUAGCUAUCUUAAUCACGCUUUAGAUCUCUUCAAAUGUUUACAUUUAAAAAGAAAAUCGAAACGACCUUAACUUUUAUUAUUGAUAGUAGUCAUAAUCCAACGAAAAAGCUAUAUGUUAAAUAAAAGCUCUCCGUCAUAUCCAGUCAAGUUCACAAUGUAAUAUGUGAUACAAAUCUUUUAAAAAGCUUUCCGAUAAAAUAUUAUUGUUUACAUAGCAAACAUCGUUCAGUGUUUGCUAUAAAUGGUAUUUAAUUUUAGUUCCGUAAAUUUAUUGCUUCAUUAAACUUUGACGGUGGAAAAUAGGCCUUUUAUAGAAUUACAAAACUAUUUAUAAGUUAUUGAUUAGCUCUUGGAUGAAAUAAUCUUUUGAAAAAAGCUUUGGAUGAAAUAAAAAGCCAAUCGUUACUAUAAAUUCCGCGUAGAAUCGCUCGACACUAUAAAAAAUCAUAUUCACUUCAUAGAUGAAGCAGUUAGAAAUUUACCUCAUAGUGAUAAUCAGGAGGCUUUCUAAUGAGAUGAGUUCAAUUACUGUCUUUAUGAAGUAUCUACAUGUUUUAGUGUACACAGUCCUGUUAUAGGAAUUUAUUUUCAGUUUUGUUCUAGGUAUAAAAAUGCACAUGAUCCUAAUCAACAGAUCGCAGAUCCUCCAGCACAAUGCCGUCAACUAAUGCAAAUGCUUGACGCAUUUACCGAACGUGCAAGAGGACAGUUAGCGAAGAUUUCUAAUAAAGAAUUAGCUGAGAAACAAUCAAACAUGAAAGUACCAUUAUUGGGACAAGCAGCUUACCUUCCAAAAAAAAAAAAAACCUUAUUCUCGUUCAAAAAGAAAACCAAGAAUAAACGUUCUGUCGACAAGAUACCAACAUCACUCUUUAAUUCACUUAAUGCAACAGAAAUCAGUACAACAGUUAAAGAUACUCUCAAACACGAACAAAAACUAUUCACAAUACAACACACUGAUCCAGCAAUUUCAACAUCAGCCACGACAACAGCAGGAACCGUUCGAAUUACAGCAGCCAUCAUGAAAAUAGAUCCGAUUUAUCGCAUAAUUAAUAAAACAAUGAUGGAAUUAGGCAAUGAUGAUUUAAAAGAUGAAUUAAAUAAUCAUCAGCGUUUAAUGCAGCAAUUAAAUAUUACAACAGAUUGGAUUUAUCCAACAUUCAUUAAUAGUGGAGAACGCAGUUUAAUUAUAUCAAAACGUACUGAAGUCCAAAAUGUACCAGGUGAUAUUAUUGUAGCUUCAAUAAUGAGCACUUCUAUAACAGUUCGUGAGGAUGAUGUGUUAGAGACUAUUUCACGAUCAAUUGCUAAAUUUUGUCAACAAUAUGAUAUAAUUAAACGAUUAAGAGCAAAUGAAAGAGCAUUUAAAAAAUAUGCACUGCAAUUUGAAACACGACAAGGAAAUCGACUUCGUAUUAAAAACUCGGCACAUCGUAAAACAUUUAUGGAUUUAGAGGAAGCCAUUUAUGAACUGGAAAUUACCUAUAAACAACUGAGAGAAAAUUAUCGUUUCGCAAGGAAUUUUUUGAUGAAUUUAGGUAUGUUAGUACAAUUAUAA
Messenger RNA from Didymodactylos carnosus, 2554 nucleotides. The record is from the annotation of a GenBank genome assembly. NCBI's taxonomy places the organism in Eukaryota, Metazoa, Rotifera, Eurotatoria, Philodinida, Philodinidae.